GUCUAAUUACUAGUAGGUCUCUCUGGAAGAGAGACACCUCUUCCUGCACCAUUACUGUCAGCCCUUCCCUCCCAGGUGAGUUUUGCAAAGCUCUUUGUCAAUGGGGGUGGGGGCUAGGGUGGAACUUGGACUUUUGGCAACAGUGAAAUAUUAUUGACCCAUCAAGUGUAAAGCUAAAGAGGCUGGGGAAUGCCCCCAAAAGGCCCCUGAUGGAGCUUGGAAGAAGCUGUUCUCUGAGCAGUUCUAAGUGUGUUAGUGUAUGUGUGUGGUUACUCAGUAUAUGUAAGUGUCAGUGUCCUUAGGGGUCUCAGAGCUGGGCACGGCACCGUACACAAAUAUUUUCCUUUCCUCUUCUCUCCUCCUGCAUUGUUGAGGUAAAUCCAACCACAGAAAGGUGGCCCUCAAUCAAUCUACCCCCUUUCCCGACCUUAUGGGCACUCAGACCCAUCACCAAGGUGAAGAGAGUCACAGUCGAACACCAGUGGGCUGGGCUAGUCACUGCUCAAAAGUCACUGAAGGGGGAUGGCCCUCCUGCCGGGAAGAGUUAGUCUUGGACUCAGAUUUCUGUCCAGACCCUGACCUUAUUUGCACUGAUGUAAUCAGCCAAUAUUGGCAUAGCCCUGAGAGAUCUCAUUCCCAGCAGGCUUGGAGGUGGGGUGGUGCUGCUGCCAUGCCUAUAUAGGGGCUCAUCCAGGGGCCCAGAACUGUCCUGUGGCCUCUCCAGCUCAUCAUGGCUCGGGCACUGGGAACACCAGUUGUACCGUGGUUGUUGGGCUUGUGCUGGUCUCUGGCUAACGCCCAUCCUCUUUCUCUGGCUAAUGCCCCUAGGCAUGGAGCUGAACGUGGGAAUGCAACCAAGUUGGACCCCGAUCUGUGUCUCUGCGCUGUAUCAUCUGACUGGCCUUUUAUUUGCUAUCGCCCCACCUCCUUCCCAGAACGCUGCUCGGAUGGCUGGGGCUUUGAUGCUACUACCCUGGAUGAGCAUGGGACUAUGCUGUUUUUUAAAGGGGAGUUCGUGUGGAAGGGUCAAGACUGGACUCGGGAGUUAAUCUCAGAGAGGUGGAAGGAUGUCCCCGGCCCCGUGGAUGCUGCAUUCCGCCAUGGUCAUGACAGAGUCUUUCUGAUCAAGGGGGACAGAGUCUGGGUAUACCCUCAUUAUAAGAAGGAAUAUCCGAAGUUGCUCCAAGAGGAGUUUCCUGGAAUCCCAUCCCCAGUGGAUGCAGCUGUGGAAUGUCACACUGCAGAAUGCAGAAGUGAGGGUGUCUUGUUCUUCCAAGGCAACCGCACGUGGUUCUGGGACUUCACUACAAAAACCAAAAAGGAACGUUCCUGGCAGGCUGUUGGCAACUGUUCUUCUGCCAUGCGAUGGCUCAGCCGCUACUACUGCUUCCGGGGUAACCAAUUCCUGCGCUUCAACCCUGUCACGGGAAUGGUGUUUCCUAAAUACCCUCUGGAUGUCCGAGACUACUUUAUGCCCUGCCCUGGCAGAGGCCAUGCACACGGGAACGCGACUCGCCAUGGGGAUAAACGCUGUAGCCCAGAUCUAGUCUUGUCUGCACUGCUGUCUGACAAACACGGUGCCACCUAUGCCUUCAGUGGAUCCCACUACUGGCGUCUGGACACCAGCCAGGACGGGUGGCAUAGCUGGCCCAUUGAGCAUCUGUGGCCCCAUGGUCCUUCAACAGUGGAUACUGCCUUUUCCUGGGAUGAUAAGCUCUAUCUGAUCCAGGGCACCCAGGUAUAUAUCUUCCUGACAAAGGGAGGCUAUAUCCUAGUAGAUGGUUAUCCAAAGCGGCUGGAGAAGGAAUUCGGGAGCCCUCAUGGGAUCAACCUUGAUACUGUGGAUGCAGCCUUUACCUGUCCUGGGUCUUCUCGCCUCCACAUCAUGGCAGGACGGCGGCUGUGGUGGCUGGACCUGAAGUUAGGAGCUCAAGCCACGUGGACAGAGCUUCCUUGGCCCCAUGAAAAGGUUGACACGGUCCUGUGUACGGAAAAGUCUCUGGGCCCCAGCUCGUGUUCCGCCAAUGGUCUCGGCUUGUACCUCGUCCAAGGCCCCAAUUUGUACUGCUACGGAGACGUGGAGAAAUUGAAUGUGGUCAAGGCCCUUCCCCAGCCCCAGAAAGUAAACAGCCUCCUGGGUUGCCCUCACUGACAGCGCUGCUGAUGUGAGGCUGGCCCAGCUCCUUCUCCUGGUUUUCCUUACAAUAAAGCCAGAGUGCUCCCUCGCUUGGAUCAAAGGGCCCUGGUUGUGGAACAAUCUCCCUUCUUUCUUUGAGUUGAGCAGCUCGUAACCUCUCUUUGGAGGCUCUUAAAUAGGCUGUGGGAGACCAGGGAGGGGAGGGCUCAGGGACAGACCUCAUUUCUGCACAGGUGAUUCCUGAACCCCGGUCAUAAACUGACUUCUUCCAGACUACUGAGACAGAGAGGGAAACAGAGGAACAAAAGUAGAGAAAGGAAGCCCUGUGUCUACCCAGCACGUAAGAGGCAGAGCAGGGACUCUGCCCCCACCUGCUAAUAACUGACCACAGCUUGGCCCCAGGACAUUGGGAAAAUAGGGCUGGAGGCGGCUACGUUUGUGCAAAGUGGGUUGGCUCGGUGCUGCCACGGAGGGCCGUGGGGGCCCUCAAAUUGUAGGUCCAGGGGGUUCAGGGAGCAUCACUCCAGAAGACAAGUCUUUGGUUGCUAUGAGUUAGGCAUAACAAGUGGAAUGAAAACAGAGUGUUUUCACUCACCUGAGGCAAGCUGGGGAAAGGGGAGGAAGCCUGAUUCGGGGAGGUGGCACCAUGAAACACAUUUGCAAAAUGUCACACAGCCCUUGGGGGGUCCUGCUGGCUAAGUCCCCUGGGUAUCUGCACCAUCUAGGCCAGCAAAUGUCGUCUGGGUGGAGGUUGCAGUGGUUUGUUCUUUUCAGGUCAUAAGCUGACCAAGGCUUUAGGCUCCAAACUUACUGACAACCAUUUGACUGGGGAUUGGCCUGGACUAUAGACAACUGGGUCUCAGGUGAGACCCUUUUCCUCCUCUACGUUUCCAACCCACCUGAGCUUGAAAGUUUGUU
Aethalodelphis obliquidens (Pacific white-sided dolphin) is the source of this 3055-nucleotide messenger RNA. RefSeq names its product hemopexin (gene HPX). The coding region runs from base 731 to 2152 and encodes 473 amino acids. Gene Ontology annotation, molecular function: heme transmembrane transporter activity. Gene Ontology annotation, biological process: heme transport; intracellular iron ion homeostasis. Lineage: Eukaryota; Metazoa; Chordata; Mammalia; Artiodactyla; Delphinidae. The transcript is spliced from 10 exons. The record is from RefSeq and is a predicted model, not a curated record.